AUGUUGCCUCCAGAAUUUGCAAAACUCACAAAGCCAAACUCAUCURACUUUUUGCUAAGGGUAGAAUCACUGUGUCUUUAUGAAAAGGUCUUCGGUGUUGGAACCAAACUUGUUGUCACAGAUAAAAGGUUUGAUGCAGACACUUCCCCGAAGCCCACGAUUUUUCUUCCUUCACUUACUGAAAUAAAACUUCAUAAGGCUGGGACACAUCUUUGUCUUCUCGAGAACUUUUUCCCUGAUGUUAUUACGGUAUUUUGGAAAGAGAAGUAUGGUAAUAGGAUUCUGGAAUCCCAKCAGGGAGAUACCAUGAARACUAAAGACACUUACAUGAAGAUGAGCUGGCUAACUGUGACUGAAGAAUCAAUGGAUAAAGAGCACAAGUGUGUUGUCAAACAUGAGAAAAAUAGAGAGGGAGUUGAUCAAGAGAUUCUGUUUCCUGCAAUAAAGAAAGCUGUCACCACUAUUAAUCCCAGAGAAGCUGAUCUGGAAGUUGAAAAUGAUGCACUAAGGCUGCAGCUCACAUACACCUCUGCCUACUGGACCUACCUCCUCCUGCUGCUCAAGAGUGUGGUCUACUUGGCCAUCAUCACCUUCUGUUUGCUUAGAAGAACAGCUGUUGGUGGCAAUGGGAAGAGCUCCUAA
Molecule: messenger RNA, 642 nt
Organism: Urocitellus parryii (Arctic ground squirrel)
Lineage: Eukaryota; Metazoa; Chordata; Mammalia; Rodentia; Sciuridae
Source: RefSeq, a predicted model, not a curated record